CAACUCAGGUGUACAACGCAGCAGCCAAGUCAACCCGGAGACACCGCUACACCGCCAUGCCCACGAGAGCAAUUCUUGAUCCGGGUCGGGUUAACCAAAUCAGGUGUAAUCCAAACCCAUCGCCAUACGUCAAAUUAAGGCCUCCUCAAUGCCUCUCGCCGCAAUUUUCCCUCCAUUUCCUAGCAUCAAAUCAUCUUGGUCGCUUGAUUAUCAGGAAAAAUGUCCGCCCCCUGGCUGUUAAAGCAGUUCUGGAUUCGGUAAGGACAGACGUAACCGGGUCGGGUCUUCGAAACCCGUCCAUUUCAACAUCGUACCGGAAUCCCAAUUUUCCGAUACCCAAUCAGACGCUUCUGGAAGCUCAGACGAGGGUCUGCACUGGGCCUACUCAAACUCGGCCACUUAAUCAAGAACAAGCUUUUAAGGUUCUGGAGACAAUACUUAAAUCAGCAAAAGGAGAACUCAAAGAUGAAGAGCAAGUGUCGAGAGCACAACUUGGAGCUUUUUUUGCUGCAAUGACAAUUCGUGCUAAUGCUUUCCCUGAACCUACCCAAUGGAGCGAAGGAGAAAGGUGCGCAAUGAAUCAUUAUUGGCCACAGUUAGUGCGAGCACUACCUCCAGAUAUAAUUUUUAUUGCUGAUCCUGAAGGAUCAAUAAUGGGAGCUGGAAAUUCUAUUGGACCCCGAUUUGGAGGCAGCAUUCCUUCUGAAAUGAGAUUAGUCGGUGCCCUUAGGGAAGUUUUAGCUGGCGGACAUCUUGGGUAUGAAGAGGUUCAGGGUGUUUUAAAAGAUGUUCUUCCACUAAAAUUAGAUGGUUCGGCAUCACAUAGUGUUAGUGAGUCAUUGCUUUCAGCCUUCUUAAUAGGUCAACGAAUGAACCGGGAAACAGAUCGUGAGCUGAAAGCCUACUGCCUUGCUUUUGAUGAUGAACUUGGUCAACCACCAAUUGCUGACGUUAAAUCACUGACACAUUAUGGUGAACCAUAUGAUGGAAAUACACGCUUCUUCAGGAGCACUUUGUUUGUAGCUGCUGUUAGAUCCUGUUAUGGUGAAUCUUGCUUGCUGCAUGGUGUGGACUGGAUGCCCCCAAAGGCUGGGAUCACUGAGGAACAAAUGCUGCAGUUCAUGGGAGCAAACACUCAUUUAUCUCCAUUGCAAGCUAAAAUGCUUCUUGAGGAUGGGGAGGUUGGCUUUGGUUAUGUCAGUCAACGGGAUACUCACCCCUCACUACAUUCAUUGGUAGGAUUACGGGAACAUAUAAAGAAACGGCCGCCACUGGCAACAUCUGAAAAGAUUCAGCAAAUUGUUAGGGCUAGGGGAAGAGAAGCAAUUGUUGCCGGAUUUUAUCAUGAUGGCUAUGAGGAGCCACUACUAAUGCUUAUGAGAAGAAGAGGUGUCCAAUCUGGUUUGGUGGUUAAGGGUGAGGAAGGGGCUCUUUCAAUGACAACAAAAUCAAGAUCAAUUCAUGCAUCAAAGGGGUUACCUGUCAAUUACUGUUCAGGCUUUCGCUCUUUGAAUGUGGUAUCUGCUGGUGCACUGGAUGGUGUGUCUCGUGAAACUUUUACCAUGGAGGUGAACGCCAGGGACCUUGGAUUUGAGCCUAGUGAUACUCCAAGGACUGAUAGAUCGGUCUCGAGGAACCUGGAGUUGGGGUUAGCAGCUCUGGGUGGUGAGAAAGGUCCCGCAUAUGAUCGAAUUGUCCUCAAUGCUGGAAUGAUCGAUCACUUGCUUGGUUGCGAUGGUGCAGAAGAUAUAUCCAGAGCUUUGGAUAGAGCUAGAGAGGCUAUCGACAGUGGCAAGGCCCUAAGUAGGCUCCUGAAUUACAUCAAGGUAUCCAACAAAGUGAAGUAGGAGAGCCACCAAGGGUCACCUUCUUUCUUUUCCACUUUUUGUUACAUGGAUAAUUAGAAAAAGAUGAGCUAGAAUUUGUUGUUGCGGCUUUUUCUGUAGAGUACAGUCGUUUUCCUCUCUGGGGUGUACAUGAGUUUCAAAAAUUUUGGUGGCAACUUCUAAGAACAAAUACUCAACAUCUAAAAAGACGUCCAUUGUCCAGAUAUCCAUGGAGAUUCAUACUAUUCUUUGUUUGGUGCUCUAAA
This is a messenger RNA of Coffea arabica (coffee), 2092 nucleotides long. RefSeq lists its product as uncharacterized. Gene Ontology annotation, molecular function: GMP synthase activity. Gene Ontology annotation, cellular component: cytosol. Lineage: Eukaryota; Viridiplantae; Streptophyta; Magnoliopsida; Gentianales; Rubiaceae. The record is from RefSeq and is a predicted model, not a curated record. Gene Ontology annotation, biological process: GMP biosynthetic process.